Paramecium octaurelia is the source of this 501-nucleotide messenger RNA. NCBI's taxonomy places the organism in Eukaryota, Ciliophora, Oligohymenophorea, Peniculida, Parameciidae. The record is from the annotation of a GenBank genome assembly.
AUGAAAUCUAAAUUGAAAGAAACAAAAUCUAGGAUGUUUCUAUUAAAACUUGAGGAAAAUGGUAUCGAUUCAAGUAAGAAACAUCUUGAAAUUCCUCCGCAAAGACUUAGAAAUAUUUUGGAGAUUGAAAAGGAUUAAUUGGAGGAUUGGAUAAACAGUUAGGGAAAUUAGAAAACCCUUAAAUUUAAAGAUAAAAUUAAUAACGAAUGCCUUCUGAAUAUAGUAAAUAGUUGCUAAAAACUGAAAUUGGAAUAAAAUAAUGUUACUUUUUAUAAGCACCCUAUGAUUCAAUAAAGAGAUUUGAAAGAUUAAAGUAUUUUAAAAACUUUAGUUGUAAUUGGAGAAACAGGAGUUGGGAAAUCAACAAUGAUAAACUUUUCAGCAAUCACUAUAUUGGAUUCUAACAUGCAGAUCCAUUUAGAUUUAUAAUUGUUGAUGAAGAAUAAAUAUAACAACUAUAUAAAAGGAUUGGAUGGAAAUUCUGCCUCUAAGAAUAAUUGA